This is a messenger RNA of Cydia amplana, 2468 nucleotides long. It is a transcript of the gene DppIII, whose product is annotated as dipeptidyl peptidase 3. Lineage: Eukaryota; Metazoa; Arthropoda; Insecta; Lepidoptera; Tortricidae. The transcript has 15 exons. Gene Ontology annotation, molecular function: metalloexopeptidase activity; dipeptidyl-peptidase activity. Gene Ontology annotation, biological process: proteolysis. Gene Ontology annotation, cellular component: cytoplasm. The coding region runs from base 144 to 2444 and encodes 766 amino acids. The record is from RefSeq and is a predicted model, not a curated record.
ACGAACAGACAUACAAGACACAGGGUCCCAAUUAUUCAUUUUCAAUAAAUUAAAAUUAAGUAAUAAACAAUAUCACUUGUUUGAGUUACAGUAAGUAUAAAACAACCUCGCAAAUUUCAGUUAUUCAGAAUAUAUUAUAUCAAAUGUUGCGGACCCUGACUAUUAACCUUACAAAAUGCCGGCGUACAAGUUAUGCUGAUUCAUUUAUUAGUAAAUACCGUCGGUAUUGUUCCGGGACGAUAGAGACCGAAAAAAAAUCAAACCCAAGCAAAAUAGUUAAGGCCAUGGCCGUGGACAAGUCAAAUUUCCUGCUGCCCAACAACCAGAGGUUUGUGGAGCUGGAGAGCUCCCAGGCCUUCAAUAAUCUGACUAAUCAGGAAAAGUUGUAUGCUCAUUAUUUGAGUCAGGCUGCAUGGAAUGGAGGUCUAAUAGUCCUACUGCAGACGAGUCCGGAGUCUCCAAGGAUCUUCUCCCUACUGCACAGGAUCUUCCUUGGCGAGCCCCUGGAGGACCUGAAAAAGUCUGCCCUAGCAGCUGGUGCUACUGAGGAUGAUUUCCAAGCCUUCCUAGUGUACGCCGGCGGCAUUUUAGCCAACAGCGGCAACUACAAAGGCUUCGGCGACACCAAGUUCAUACCGAACCUGCCCAAGGAGUCCUUUGAGAUCAUCGUCAAGGCCUCCAAAGCUUACGAGAAUGACAUCACGCAUAUAAGCAAGCUGUUUCAGAACACGCAGAAUGCUAUAUACAGCUUGGCGCCGAGGCUGACGAGUUUAGGCUUAGCUGAUAAGGGUGUCACCACAUACUUCUCAAGCAACUGCACGAAAGAGGACUCGGACCUGGUGAACGAGUGGAUGAAGACGAAACGCAUCGAAGCUUACAUCUGCCGGACGUUCAAAACUACCGCAGAAGAUGGACUACCCCUCUUCACCAUCCGCUACGCCAGCGUCGACACAACCCCCCUAGCAACCACCCCCGAGAAAUACAAGAACGCCUACUUCAUCGAGUCCCGCGGAGACUACUCCCCCCUGCUGGCGCUGGCCACAGACCACCUGAACACGGCCGUCACUCACGCCGCCAACGACAAUGAGCGGGACAUGCUGAAACAUUAUGUGAAGAGUUUCACUGAAGGCAGUUUGGACGAGCAUAAGGAAGGCAGCCGGUUCUGGAUUAGGAAUAAGGGGCCUAUUAUUGAGACAUAUCAAGGCUUCAUAGAGACGUACCGCGACCCGGCCGGGCAGCGCGGCGAGUUCGAAGGCUUCGUGGCCAUGGUCAACAAGGAGAUGUCCAAGAAGUUCGGAGCCCUGGUGGACGGGGCCGAGAGGUUCAUAAAGCUGCUGCCGUGGGGCUCUGACCUGGAGAAAGACACAUUCCUGCGGCCCGACUUCACCAGUCUGGACGUGCUCGCCUUCUCGGGCAGCGGCAUACCCGCCGGCAUCAACAUCCCCAACUACGACGAAAUCCGUCAAGACGAGGGCUUCAAGAACGUGUCUCUCGGCAACGUGAUCCCCGCCGCGUACAAGGAGUCCGUCAUACCCUUCCUCAACGAUACCGACAAGCAGUUGCUCGAGAAGUACAGAGUGCCCGCCUUUGAGGUGCAAGUGGGCCUGCACGAGCUGCUCGGACACGGCAGCGGCAAGCUGCUGCGACAAAACGCGGACGGCACAUUCAACUUCGACAAAAACAAAGUCAAGAACCCGCUCACUGGCAAGCCGAUCGAGUCGUGGUACACGGAGGGCGAGACGUACGACAGCAAGUUCACGACACUCGGCUCCGCCUUCGAGGAGUGUCGCGCCGAGGCCGUCGGCCUCUACCUGUCGCUAGUGCCCGAGAUACUCGAGGUAUUCGGGUACUCCGGCGAAGAGGCGCAGAACGUGACGUACGUGAACUGGCUGAGCCUGCUGUGGAACGGGGCCGCCAAGGCCACGGAGAUGUACCAGCCCCCCACCGGCACAUGGCUACAAGCACACGCACGCGCGCGCUUCGUACUGAUGCGGCUUUUGGAACUAGAAGGCGACGGGCUGCUGACCGUAGUUGAGGCCGAACCGGGGCGCGACCUGCUGCUGACGCUACAGAGGGACCGCCUCGCCACAGACGGCAAAAGAAUCAUCGGCGAUUUCCUAGUGAAGCUACAGACCCUGAAGGCAACAGGCGACGCUGCGGGCGCCGAGACCCUGUUCGACAAGUACAGCCGCCUCGACGAGCCCUGGGGCCGGUGGCGGGACAUCGUCAUGCUGCACAAACAGCCCAGGAACAUCUUCGUGCAGCCCAACACCCUCCAUAAAGGCGACGAGGUGGAGCUGCGCCGCUACCCGGCCAGCGCCGAGGGCAUGGUCCGCUCGUGGCUGGAGCGGUUCCCGUCGGCCUCCGUCUCCGACCUGCUCGAACAGCUCGCCGAGGCCGACAAACACCACUUCACCGACGUCACGGUGCUGCAUGACAGUUAAAUAUUCAAUCUGAUCCGUCUAGUG